CUGUUACCUACGUCAACAUUAAGCAUAAAUUUCUCAAUUCCUUCCCUUAGAAGGUUACAUCUAUUCAAUAUCGUAGCAUAUAACGUUGUCGGCAUCCUUUCGCAAGAUCGGUACACCAAAUGCAUGCUAUCCCUGGAAGCAAACUGUAGAUAAAACUACACAUUUCAUAUUACAUUUCUCGCAUACGUUUUGCACCAGUUUUUGCUCGACGAAAAACGGAUGCAGAAUCAUACCGGAAAUGCAUAGCAUGCGAGUAACAUAGAUAACGGCGUAACAUAAACGUCGUGCCAACCUCGUGAACCCCCACACUCGGUGUGCGCACACAUCGAAGGACUGUUGUUCUAUUUUUGUGUGUGUGUUACAAACAAAUAGGUUAAGGACAUUCAUUCAUGAUGGGACAUUCCCAAAAACGCGCCACGAAUUUCCCGAACCACAUCGGUCUGGUGUAGCACACGGACUGCUCGGGCAAGCUCGGUCGGCGUUCGGCCGUUCGGCGACACGAAUAGCUGAUUAGUGUCGUGCGCGAGUGUUGCUGGAGAGAGUGUGAACGCGUCCACAACCAGUUCUAGUCAGGAGCUCAUCCCGAACGGAUGGUGGUGUUCGUGUUGGAACGUGUAAGCACGGUCGCCUGUGACAUAAAUGUGUGAAGCAAAUCGUCGUGAAGUGGUGAAAACAAGCAUUUAAAACCCUGAGAAAAAAAACUACCGCAUUGAAAACAAGUAAUUCUUGUGCCAAAUAAGCGCCAGUGUUCGAGUAAGGAGAAUGAGUAAACUUAAACCCAGCAUUUGCUCGUCUCCAUUAGCUUAACCUCGCCGCAUGCUUCUAAAUGUGCCGUUGCCAACACAGGUCCCCGGUGAUGAUGGUGCUGAUGAGAAUAAUGUGUGAAAAAUAGAUUACGGAAAGAUUCGGGUAGAGUGCGUUUAAAUAUUUUACGCGACAAAAGGCCAAACCGUUGUUCGAAUGGAAAGUGCCACCGGCUGGAUGGAUGGAUGGAUGAAAACAGGUUAAUCACUAAGCAGGGUGGUAGUGUAUAUGUGUGUUUAUGUGUGAGUGUGUUUGUGGAUGUGGAAUGCUUUGCCCAGAACGAGAUCAUACCGCCGGCAGCUCUGGUCGGUGCUGGGGAGAGGGCUUCUACCGUGGUACGUGUGUGUAAAUGAGGUGUGUAAGAGAGUGAUUUAGAAAAGUGUGAUCGUUUGGUUUGGAGUGAAGCAAAGCAAAAGAGCAAACCAUUCUCGAUGGAGAUACGGCAAGCUGCUACAAUGUACGCGCGGCGAAGCAUGAGUGGAGCUACGAUUACAGUGAUGCUCGUAAUGCUGAUAGUCAAAGCGGUCGACUCCGUGCACAUAACGCGUCUGUCGGUGCCGCGUGUGUACGUGCUAGAUAAUUACCAUCGCCAGCGGCACCAGCACCAUCAGUACUACGCGCCGGGCCAGGUGAGCGCCCGGGACGAUCCGGACAUACCGUUCGAUCCGGCGGAACCGCUGCUCCGUGCGCCCGACCCGGCCGAACAUCUCGUGCUGGACUGCGAGUACGUUAUCGAGCCGCACGAGACCGGGUUCGUGCUGAAGUGGCUGCACAACGAUGUGCCGAUCUACCAGUGGAUACCGCCCCAUCGCAGCCCGUCCAGCCUGAACCGGAUGCGGGACCACGUCAACCGGACGUUCACCGUGGGGAACGAGGCGAUGCACAAGCACCGGGCGCUGGCCCUGAUGCACCCGAGCCAGGACUUUGCCGGCAAGUACAGCUGCUCCGUCCAUACGUACCAAUCGUUCGACAUCAAGUCCGCCGAUCUGUUCAUCAUUGUGCCCGAGUCCGGGUUUGUGCUGAAGUACCAUCGCAACCUGAACGACCUGGUGACGGUCGUCUGCAGCGUGUACGGCAUUUUCCCAGCGCCCGAGCUGUCGCUGUGGAUCAACGACUAUCGGCUGGAGAACGGCACCGUCUACGAGAUCCCGGUGGCCGACGGGCUGUACGAUAGCUCGGUCAGCGUUCAGCUCGUGCUGUACGAGUCGCUGCAGCCGGACGAUGUGAUCAAAUGUAUGCUGGCCGUGCCCGGGACCGAGUACCGCCGGGCGAAGGAAACCGUGUUCGUAGAUGUAAAUAGCAGACCGUUCGGGGAGUCAAACUCCAUCCUGGAUCCGUUCGGCACGGUUGCCUACACCAGCAGCAGUACCAGCAGCAGCAGCAGUACGGUGAAAGUGUCCACCAGCAGCACACCGUCCGUGACGGUUCCGGUGACAACACCGGAGGCUACGAGCGUGAAGGUGACGACGACGGUGACGACGACUGCUGGCCAACAGCCGAGCUCGUCGGCCGUGGCCGGUACGGCCAGCUCGAAGGAUACGGUCCGGCCCCAGAUACCGUCCGUCAUCCGUUUGCGACCGACGGCCAGCUCGACCCGGGUGCUGACGGUGCAGCAGUCGAACGCGGUCGACUCGGACGAGAUAAUGAAUGUGUUAGACUUCAAGGAGCUGCUGAACGAGAACCUGCUCUACAACAGUGGCACCGCCCGGUUAGAACUUCACCGGUUGCGGUUUGUGGUUUGGGCUGGCAGCAGCAUACCGUUGCUCCACAUCGGCCAGCUACUGCUGGUAACGCUACGCCGAUGGCAGAUGCAUGGCUCGUAAUCCUGUUCAGCUGAAGGAGCAGAAGUUCGUUCGACCACUAUCACACGCACACAAACACACUCUAGAAAAGACGACGGCCUAGCAACUAACAUGAGAGGGAAGUAGAUGAAGAUCGUAGCGCUACACGCAACAACCGGAAACAGGAACCGCUUCUUUAUUACCACCGGAGCGUCACUUCAUUCAGCCAACAGAGAGGAGACACACCAAAUGAAGUCCGAUGGUUGCCGUUGGGAAAAUAUACUCUAAAAAGGAAAGAAACAAAAAAAAAGCAAAAACAAAACCCCUGUCCUGUGGUGUAUUAUUGCAAAGGACUGCAAGAAUACUCCGACCGCUGGAUGACGUUAGGAGCAUAGAAACGAUGGUCGCCCCCAUUUCGUUCCCAUUCCUGUAGCUUAGUAUCUUCCACUCUCGCUCUGUUUCUCGUUUCUCUAUCUCCCUUUCUAUCUUGUUACGCUCAACAAGCGGUCUUAAUCGGAUGCCAGAGAAAAUUCAGGGAGGGUUCGGGUGGGACAACCCAGCAGGUGCUUACAACCCGUUCCAUCCCCUUUCAACCCUGCGGCAGGGACGGUGGUAUCGAAGAAUGUGAACGAUUUUUGUUACUGACAUUGCAAAAUGAACCAAGAUGAGGAACAAGAAGAAAAAAAACCGAUAUGCUAGCUGAGGAUAGAAAGGUGUGUUUAGUCAGAAAAGAGAAAGGAUAAGAUUACAUUCGAACUAAAACAGCACUAAGAAGACACAGGCACAGGAACCCAUUGGACCCGGAUCUCUAUUUUGCCAAAUGUGUGUGCCACUACAAAAGGGGACGUGCAGGGAUAGGCACAACCUCUGAACAUGAAGAAAGCGGUACGCAUGUUAAUAUUGGACAAAAGUGAAUGUUAUAUGCUGCUCUAAAGAAAACAACAGUAAAAUAAACACACAAAGGCGCACAAAUAGAUAGAAAUCAAUUCGAGCUGGCGUUUGCCGAGUAAAGCGAGAGUUUGGUGCGUGCGUUAAGACCUAUCCUAUUCAAUGAGGCAUCGAUUUACCGGUUUUAGGUGGUUACUAUUGUUGUUAGACUGUGCGAACUAAAGGACAAUACGGUGUUGUUUCGGAAUCAAAAAGCUAAAGCUAAUCAACACACGAUACACACGAUAAAAACGCACACACGUUGUAUGAUCCGCUUCACGGUAGUGCGAGAAGGGCGAGCAGUUCGCUACAUUGAAACGUUCCCUAACUUUGUGUUAUUUGUGAUAUUAUCCUGCUCCCUUGCUUAGUUCUCACAUCUCUUCUCUUCUCCCUUACAUUCGCUUUCUCUUGCAUCAUUGGAGGAAGUACGUUAUUUUUUCUAAUGUUGCGGCAAGAACAAAAAAAAGAUUGUAAAUAAAGAAAAUAAGCUAUACUGAACUAAACGUAACUAAAAAACAGCAUGCCAAACCAGUGUGACACACACACAACAGUGUGUCACAUAAGAAUAUUACACAUACACACAGACACACAUAAACACACUACAAUUGUGCGCUUGUAAACUAAACACAUAUACACGGAACGGCAGAACACAAAAACUGAUAAUAAUACCGAAUGCUGAUGAUGUUAAAAUAUAACGAAUAUGAACUGAACUCGAAAUCAGUUUUCCAGUGUUGGCCUUGAUUCUCGGAAAGAACUGAACCGAAAAAACGAUCCCCAAGGAAAUGCUACGUUGCAAGGUAAGGUAACCAAGGGGGUUUUGUGCGAUGGGCAAUUCCAGAACAACAAAAAACCCCUCCCUCCAACCCUAAUCCGAACACGUCCUAUGCAAACACGUUAAACAGGUGUGCCUGCGGCGGUGAGGUAGCGAUGAGCUUUAAACGGCCACGACCAGGACGAGGGACUCGCUUCCAGGAAAUUGCUCGGGCUCGGAAAGAAAAUCAAACCCCUUUAAUGCGAAAGCCAAAUAUUGGUUGGCGCUGCCCAUUUUGCUCGCAUGCCUUGUUGCUUUGUAUCCCUGUUUUUUUUGCUGUGGGUUGGUGAAGUAGGUGAAGAAGGAGUCCCGGAGAAGCUUUACCAUAAAAUUAGUUCCUUCUUGCGUUUUAAAAUUCUAAUUAGCUGUAA
This is a messenger RNA of Anopheles coluzzii, 4694 nucleotides long. RefSeq lists its product as uncharacterized. The transcript has 6 exons. Bases 1236 to 2627 code for a protein of 463 amino acids. Lineage: Eukaryota; Metazoa; Arthropoda; Insecta; Diptera; Culicidae. The record is from RefSeq and is a predicted model, not a curated record.